Molecule: messenger RNA, 713 nt
Organism: Daldinia caldariorum
Lineage: Eukaryota; Fungi; Ascomycota; Sordariomycetes; Xylariales; Hypoxylaceae
Exons: 2
Coding region: 98-427 (109 amino acids)
Source: RefSeq, a predicted model, not a curated record
ACAAGAAAUUCCGUCACUUCGCUUCACUUGAUCACUAAGUUACGAAGAAUAAAAUAAAAUCUACACACGAAAGUUAACUACCACUUCACAAUCCACAAUGUCGAACAAUAACCAGAACGGCGGACUCCUCGGCGGUCUAGUCGGCGGCGUCGAUAACGUGCUAACCGGGGGCGAGAAGGCCAAGGGCCAAGGCGGACUCCUCGGAGGUGUCGGCGGCGCCCUCGGUAGCACGACCGAAGGACUCGGAAACGGGCUGAACUCAACUACCAGGGGAGUAGGAAGCGCCGUGGGCAAGACGACCGAAGGUGUCGGCAACACCGUCGGCGGCGUGACGAGUUCUGUUGGGAACACCGUCGGCGGUGUCACCGGAGCGGGUGGAGCCCCUAAGAAGAACGACGACGGCGCGUUUAAGAGCUACGGUAUCUGAAAGUAGGGAAAGUAGCUAAUGAACCUGGGUUUUGGAAAUUGGGAAUCGGCUUGAUUAAUGUUUGGACUUUUGUAAUAAAUCUCUUGCUUCUGAGCGGUGUUGGUUAAAGGAAUAAAUCUCACUGCGUUGUGCUCAAUGACUGACAUGAUGCAUGUGAAAAUGCUGUGGCUUUUGUAGGGUUUGUGGCUAGAUGCUGAGCUUUUCGUGGCUUGAUUUACUGUCACUGUCAAUUGGAACAUUGAACAGUGGAACACUGAACAUACAUUGUACAUCCGAGUGCAUUGAA